Molecule: messenger RNA, 1263 nt
Organism: Guillardia theta CCMP2712
Lineage: Eukaryota; Cryptophyceae; Pyrenomonadales; Geminigeraceae
Exons: 4
Coding region: 1-1263 (420 amino acids)
Source: RefSeq, a predicted model, not a curated record
AUGACCAGGAAAGAAAGAAAGCCCCUGCGAAAACGAGCACAAAGGAGCCGAACGAGGCUCCUGCAUGUGACACUGGACGAGCUGGUGCCGGUGUACUCGGAGCCAGACGGUGGGAAACUUCGGUCAGGGAGGACCGUGACCCAGUUGCUGCAUGACCUUGUAAGCUACACGAAGUCGCUCAUGUCUCCUGUAAAGCACGUGAAGAAGGAGCCGCGGACGACGAGAGAACCGGAGGCAGCACUGAGAAAUGAGACCAUCCGGCGAGGGAUGUUGUCGUGCAGGACAGAAAGCAUGCUGGUCUUCGACAGGAGCACUCUGCGGGUGGAAGAUGCGAACGACGGCAUGCUCCGCUUUCUAGGAAAGCUGCCUUUCAAGGGACCACAGGGCUACAGCCUCCUGCACCUCAUCCACCCUAUGGAGCAGGGGAGGAUCACUGCCCUCCUCCGCAUGCUGGAUCAUCAAGAUGGAAGGUUCUGGAUGGAGACAGAAAUCCUGCGGUUCUCGGGGAACGGAGGGUUCUGUGGCAGCAGAUGCUCGCUCUUCUGCUCAGCAGCAGAUAGCAAGAGAGGCUUCAUCUUCAUAGAACCAUGCACUUCUCUGUGCUUGCCCAGGUCUCCACCGCUGGGGGGAGGGAGCAGGCGAGGCGGUGACUUUGAGAGGUGUUUUCAGUUCGAGGAGAUUUGCUCCUCGAGCUGCCCGCUAGAGAUCUGCAGUCUGUUAUCCUCUUCCUUAGGAUCGACGUGUGUGGGAUGGUACGGGACCAUCGCCCAUUUCCUCAGUCUCCACCAGAAAUCAGAUCUUGUCGAUCAACUACUGCAUGAGAUGAAGAUCAUUCGACGAUCCGGCGUCGUCCUUCGCAUGAUCCAGUUGUGGUGCCGGGUGACACACAGAUCGAGCUCCGAGAUUUCCUUGCAGAUUUACUUCCGUCUGAAACUUCCCGUCCUCUUUGGCUCGCAUGCAACAGACUGGCAGCUGGCUCUGGACAUAAACUUCUCCAACAACUUCGCCAUGGUAGCCGAUGGGUCCUCAGGGUCCUUCACGGCAUGGGAACUUGACUUUGACUGCUGCGAUGAUGAAUUUCGAAUCCUCGAGCUCAAGCUCAAGGAGAACGGCAAUCGUCUCGAGUGCUGCCACAGCAGGUUCCUGUAUCUUUCACCCGACGAGUUCCACUACUCAGGAUAUAUCCCCUCUUCUCAGACGUUGGAGCCCAAAGAUAUGAAAUUCCACCAGGUGUUCAGCAAGGUCUCCCAAGUACCUGAAUGA